AUCCGAGAAUCUGCGUUUUGUAUACAUACCACCAUGUCUACUGUUGAGAAAUUGAACUCGUCUGAGAAUCCAACGUACCCCCAUAUCCUCUCGCAUGCGACUAAGGUCCCAGGUUUGAUCUUCCUCAGCGGUCAGACUCCUGUGGAUAGUCAGGGCCAGCUGGUUUCUGGAGGGAUCAAGGAACACACUGAGCAAUGCAUCAAGAACUUGGGGAAUGUACUCAAAGCUGCUGGCUCUUCAUGGGAGCAGGUAGUGAAAGUCAACGUUUAUCUUAAGAACAUGGACGACUUCGCCUCCAUGAAUGAAGUAUAUGAGAAAUUGCUGCCAACGCCCAAACCUGCUCGUACUUGCAUCCAGGCUGCGAAGCUGCCCAACGACGUGGACGUGGAGAUCGAAGCCAUAGCAGCAGCCUAAACACUUUACCAAGGAAUGUUACGCAUCCAACAGUCGCCGUUUCUGUAGCCAUACACGGUUGUUGGAAUGCAAUUGAACUGGUUGGAGCAAUGAGAACCCACUAUAUACUAUUAGAUCCAAAAGCCUUCGCUAAGGCUUGAACAGCGUCUGUUAUCAACUGUCUGCCCACUUCCAAGGCCCUGCUAAUGUUCAAUGUAAUCCGCAAUGUGAGAAGAUGACUUGAACUUACCC
Somion occarium is the source of this 645-nucleotide messenger RNA. The record is from the annotation of a GenBank genome assembly. NCBI's taxonomy places the organism in Eukaryota, Fungi, Basidiomycota, Agaricomycetes, Polyporales, Cerrenaceae.